UAGGAGAGAGGAAUGAAGGAUUGAGAAGUGAGCUAUAAGUACUCCAUCUUGGGCUGAGGGCCUGUACAAACAAACAACAACACACAAUCGAUACGCCUGCACAGCAAAACCGGCCUCGGUUUCGAAAGUCACUGGGAAAGUACAGCCGCAUUUCUUCUCCUCGUCGUGAAGCUACCAAGCCCUUGUUACUAUGUCUUAGUCCCUUCUGUCAUCUCGUUCAUCAUGGUUUAUGACAGAAUAUUGCAUUUUAUUUCUCAGUUACACUUAACAGUGACUAUCGUUUGGUAUUCAAACCAUCCUUAUCCACCGGUAAGCGAAGAUGGUCUGGAUGCCAAAAUAAAAGGCUUUCUGCCGCUUCUUUUCUCGGUCGCGGGCUUGGUUCACCGUUCGCACUAUCUUCUAAAACGCACUGUUGACGUGUAAGGUUAUUAACUAUAUAUGCGAAAUACGUUUCACCGCCACAGCUUUCCAAGUCUCAGCGCAUCGCUUCCCCUUGUCAAUUUGAUCGUCAUUCGGGAACGUUCCUUUCGGUUUUUCACUUGGUCCGUAUUUUCUAACGGCGUCAAGUAGCCUUUACCCACGCUGGUGUUGAUAACCGCUACAAUACGCAACGCUAACGAUAUCACCGUUCGCCUGACAAGUAAUAACUCGUCGAUUCGAACUAUACAAUAACACUAAACAUAGCUGCAAGCACGUUUGCUAAAUAUACGAUUUGAUUGGUGGUGAUUUUUCAUGAGUUUUCUGUGGACAAUGAAACAUAUGAACGUGCGUGGCGUUACGGAAAUAAGUUGACAGUUGGCGAUACUACUAUGUAUCUACUUUGUGAGCCAUGACAGAUAUAGCCUAUGAGCGAUAUGCCCAGCAUAUUGUCGGUGUCAAAGAUCGAGACUGUCAUAUCUCGACAAAUGUGUAUUGUGGUACCGUACGUUUAGUUCUAUGAUAUGUUAUCAGUACACUUUUCCGCUGAUUACAAGCCAUGUGAUGGAUUGAUUCCUAGCACCUCUCUUGAGGCUGCCUUACGACCAACUUGUUCUGUCCAAACUCUAUCUCUC
Molecule: messenger RNA, 1052 nt
Organism: Serpula lacrymans var. lacrymans S7.9
Lineage: Eukaryota; Fungi; Basidiomycota; Agaricomycetes; Boletales; Serpulaceae
Exons: 3
Coding region: 223-423 (66 amino acids)
Source: RefSeq, a predicted model, not a curated record